Messenger RNA from Prorocentrum cordatum, 330 nucleotides. NCBI's taxonomy places the organism in Eukaryota, Dinophyceae, Prorocentrales, Prorocentraceae. The record is from the annotation of a GenBank genome assembly.
AUGUCGGAGGAGCACCCCAUCCGGGCAUCCCAGGACAAGCUGGUCACGGACAGCCGGGGCGUGCCCACGACUGUGACCACGGGCGGGCGCAAGUGCCCCGCGGACAUCGACGACGUGCUGCGGGAGAAGCUGCGGCACCUGGCCGUGAACAGCCACAAGGCGCUGGGUUGCAGGGACUACAGCCUCUACGACGUGCGCAUCGACCCGCAGGGCGAGCCCUACUUCCUGGAGGCGCGUGCCUGUACUGCUCCUUCGCCCCGAAGAGCGUCAUCGUGGGCAUGUGCGCCGGCAGAGGGCAGGAGCAGCGGGAGGUGUUCGAGACGCUCGUGA